AAGCAUUGAUUUUAUUUUAAUUUGUGUUUUAUGAGGCGCCAUAGGGGAGAAAAUGGCAUCAGCUGUUUGAACUUAAUUUUAUGUACCGUUUCAUUUUACCACAGUGGAAAGCUAUGAGAUUUUACCAUGAGUUACAGCAGUGUUCGGACAUUGACAGGUACGUGUGAACGAUGUCACAGUACGCUACAGUCCGUCGCGGAGCUCCUCAUCUUGUCCUGUGAUGCUCGUCCCAUCAGGACAGACACUGUCUCUAGCAAGUCCACGAUCUCGCAGAUCAGUGAGCGCAUCGUAACAAGUACGAAGACAAUCAAGACAUUAAUGAAGAGUGUCAUUAAUUACGUUCACAUGAUUACAACAAAGUCGGUGGAAAUCUGCGAGGGCCUGACCGAACUAACCUCCACUGUGGUAACAUUCAUGGAGUUAUGUAGUCACAUUGCUUAUAUUUGUGCAAUAUCUUUUAAGGACUGUUGUCAAGCUAUACCGGGGCUCGUAGAUAGAUAUUCUAUAUGCUUAGCGGGAUUAGAAAUUAAAUUAAGCUGCACUCGAUUAAAGAAGACUCGGAUUGACGACCUUUCACCUCAGCUAAUCAUCGAUUUGUGUUCAAAUAUAUCUAAACAUAUAUCAGUGUUAACGAAUAUUUGUAAGUCAGCUGAUGAGAAAGUUCGAGAGGAAGGGACUCGGGACCAGUUUAAGCUGUGUGUGAAGAGUGUGACUUGUGCCGCGGGGUGUCUUAUAGCUAGUAUAAAAACCUACAAAUCACAUCCUAACACACGCCACCAUUCUUGAUUUCUUAACUUCUGUGAUCCAGUAACGUCUACGGCACAAGCCCUCGUCAGUUUCGCCACAGAGGAAGAUUUCAUCGGUAAAGAGGCUGUUCUAACCCCUGAAGCCAGAGACAUACAAAAGUCCAUUCUUGCUGCCUGUAUGAGUAUUGUGUCCGCCUCUAUCCAUUUGUGUAAGACGGCCCGAGAACUGUCCUAUGACCUUAUGACCUCUCACCACAAGGACAAACUUAGAAUGUGUAUGGACAAUGUUGACCGUUCCUCCGUCCAGAUCAGAGAGAUUCUACAGAGGUACCAUGGGGGUGACCAUGCCAAUAGUGGACAUCCACCAACAUUUACAAACUCUGGUGACGUAAGUGACAGGGGAAAUAACUGUGAUAAUUCUCUGUCUGCCAAGGGAAGUAACUCCCCACCCCGCCAUCUUGCAAACUUAUUUCGACAGGAAUUUUCUGAGCAGGGAAAAUCCCCUGAAAGUCCUCCACAUGAGAAGUUCGCUCAGUUGCUACGGGAACAGUCGCCAUUGGCGAGUGGGAGUGAUGAGGACGUCAGGUCAGGGGGACAUAACUCUAGACCUGUAGAGGGGGAAUCUUAUAAAGGGUCACGUGAUGAGGGGGAGGACACAGAGGAAAGAAAUAUCCCGGGAAGUCCCUCCUCUGAAACCUCAGGACAUUCAGCGGCAUCUAGAUAAUCAAAGUACUGAAAGGAUCCACAGAUGUUUCUUAAAAGAUCGUAGAAAACUGGAUGUAUUGUGUAGUGAAAAACAAAAUAUUAACAAAAUGAACAUUCUGAUAUUACUUAUGUUGAAGUAAGACAAAUAAAAGAGAAGUACAAUG
Messenger RNA from Saccostrea cuccullata (small rock oyster), 1615 nucleotides. Its product is annotated as talin rod domain-containing protein 1-like. Lineage: Eukaryota; Metazoa; Mollusca; Bivalvia; Ostreida; Ostreidae. Gene Ontology annotation, molecular function: actin binding. The record is from RefSeq and is a predicted model, not a curated record. The transcript is spliced from 2 exons.